AGCAGUUGCACAACUUCCAGCAACUCUCUCAGCAGCCAGUAAUGAGCUGAAAGCCGCGAACAUCUGAGGAGGUGAAGAGAAAGCGCUCAGCCCUCCUGCUUUCACCCCAGAAAUCCAGAUUCUCCUCCCCCUCCCCCCGCCCAGAUCACUGGAGGAUCCGCUUCUGAUUACUCACUAGCCCCACGGACCAUGGCUCCCUUUGGAAGAAACUUGCUAAAGACUCGGCAUAAAAACAGAUCUCCAACUAAACACAUGGAUUCGGAAGAGAAGGAAAUUGUGGUUUGGGUUUGCCAAGAAGAGAAGAUUGUCUGUGGGUUGACGAAACGCACCACCUCUGCGGACGUCAUCCAGGCUCUGCUGGAGGAACACGAGACUACAUUUGGGGAGAAACGAUUUCUGCUGGGGAAGCCCAGUGAUUACUGUAUCAUAGAGAAGUGGAGAGGCUCCGAACGUGUUCUUCCUCCACUCACGAAAAUCUUGAAGCUUUGGAAGGCGUGGGGGGAGGAGCAGCCCAACAUGCAGUUCGUGCUGGUGAAGGCCGACGCCCUCCUCCCCGUGCCUUUGUGGCGGACGGCUGAAACCAAAUCGGUGCAAAACCCAGAAGCGCCGUGGGAGCUCAGCCCGGCCAAUUACAUGAAGACACUGCCACCAGAUAAACAGAAAAGAAUAGUCAGAAAAACCUUCCGGAAGCUGGCUAAAAUCAAACAGGACACGGUUUCCCACGACCGAGAUAACAUGGAGACCUUAGUCCAUCUGAUCAUUUCCCAGGAUCACACUAUUCAUCAGCAAGUCCAGAGAAUGAAAGAGCUGGAUAUGGAAAUUGAAAAGUGUGAGGCUAAGUUCCACCUUGAUCGGGUGGAAAACGAUGGAGAAAAUUACGUUCAGGAUGCAUAUUUAAAGCCCGGCGUCAGUGAACCCGAGCAGAGGCUGGACCCGCAGUCUGAGGAAGGCCUGAUCCUGGAGGACCUAAGUGAAAGCGAUGGGAUCGUCCAGCUGGAGGAGAGACUGAAAUAUUACCGAAUGCUCAUCGAUAAACUCUCCGCUGAAAUAGAAAAAGAGGUAAAGAGUGUUUGCCUGGAAAUAAAUGAAGAUGCAGAAGGGGCAGCUUCAAGUGAACUGGAAAGCUCUAAUUUAGACAGCAUUAAGUGUGAUUUGGAGAAAAGCAUGAAAACUGGUUUGAAAAUCCACUCUCAUUUGAGUGGCGUCCAGAAGGAGAUUAAAUACAGUGACUCAUUACUUCAGAUGAAAGCCAAAGAGUAUGAACUCCUGAUGAAGGAGUUCAACUCACUUCACAUUAGCAACAAAGACGGAUCCCAGCUAAAGGAACACAGAGGGAAGGAAGCCCAGGUUUCCAGCCCCAGCGGAGACGUUCCUGCCUUUGCUAAAAGAGUAGCCAACACGUAUACCAAUGACACAGACUCGGAUACGGGAAUCAGCUCUAACCACAGUCAGGACUCUGAGACAGCGGGAGGCGAUGUGAUACUGUCGUCAGCAUAAUAUAAAUAGCUUCUUUUCGACCUGCUUUAAUGUUGUUCUUUUUUUUUUAAUUUAAUAGAAAACUUUAUUAUAAAUGUGACUUUUUGAAAAAAAAUGUAAUCAUGUUACAGUAUUCAGGAGUUCAUAAAAAUUAGAGAAACUAGCUUUUCAUGUUUGAUAGGAGGUUUCUGGUGAGACUUUAAUCAUUGAAAGUGCAAACAGUUCAUGGACUAUUGAUCAGAAAUGUAGGAAGUAGUGAUAUGGGUACGACACAAAUUUUUGUUGAGAAUCAUAUUAUAAUCUUUCACAGCUUCUAUGGAGAAUGGCUUACAUAAACUUAGAAUUCUAAUAUUAGAUGAGCAAAAUAUUCACACCAGACUUGAAGAAGUAAAAUUAAAAAUGUUAUCUUUUUUUCAACACUAUAUGAUUCGGAGUUUUAAAUCUGUAACAUCUAUGACUUCAACUACUGCCUUGUAACGGCAUGAAUCCAAAUCUCAGUUCUUUCAUUGAUCCUUUCAUUGUAGAAAAUAUUAUUUUGUGACGUCUUGAAUCCUUCUCUCUGUUUAGGCCCAUGUGAAGUGGCUGCUGUUGGGACAUGUUUAAAUACUGACAGGGAAUCAGAGGUAUAGAUGGGGCAGGGCCAAGUGCUUCAGAGAAAGCAGUAAUUUUUCUAAAGACUAAAGGUACCAAGAGCUGGGCAUGAGCUUUGCUGUUGGGCAAUGCAGAUCUUCUGAUCAAACCAGGAUUCUGUGCCAGUUCAUUCUUUGAGUGAGGGACAGUGUGGGUUACAGAAAAAAAAAAAAAAAUCAGUUUUGUUUAUGCUUCAUCUACAAAAGUUGUAGUAAUGAGUUUGGAGUCCUUUGUGUGCAUUAAGUAGAGUU
This is a messenger RNA of Otolemur garnettii (small-eared galago), 2357 nucleotides long. It is a transcript of the gene RASSF9, whose product is annotated as Ras association domain family member 9. Lineage: Eukaryota; Metazoa; Chordata; Mammalia; Primates; Galagidae. Bases 190 to 1497 code for a protein of 435 amino acids. The record is from RefSeq and is a predicted model, not a curated record. Gene Ontology annotation, biological process: signal transduction. The transcript is spliced from 2 exons.